AUGAAAACCCGACUGGAAAGGGUAGAAUCGCUACUCUCUGAGUCGGCGGUCAACGCACCCAAUGACCGCUUGGAAAAUCAUUCCUCGCCCGCUAAGAGAGAGAAAGGAUUAUCCCUUCUUAUAGCUGAUAGGAGCGGCUCCUCUACCUUUAUUGGCCCAGCGUCGGGUUUCUCUCUGUUUUCACCGAGUGGUCUACAAUGGAUUUCGAGUCAAAUUGGCUCUACAGAGCUCGCAGAUUUUAUUUUGAACCGAUCCCGGAUCUACAUGCUCAGUUGGUCUGAGGAAAUGAUCAGCAUGUGGCGGCAUCUAACCCCUGAACUUCAAGCACCGCUACCUCCAAAAGCUUCCGCAGAUAUUGCAAUCGACUACUUUUUCGAAUUUGUAAAUUCCACUAUGCCUCUUUUCGACAAGGAGGAGUUCAUGAAGCUCUUUGAACAGCAAUAUUCACUCGAUCCUCCAGUAGGUCUGCCCUGGUAUGCAUCACUCAACGUCGUGCUUGCCAUCGGAGGGCUCAUUUGCGAGGAUGAAAGAGGCCAAUGCACUCCCUCGGUCCAUACUAACAGAACGAUCGAAGGUGAGGGACAUGUUUUAAAUUAUCUUCGAAACUGCUAUGGUUAUUUCACCCAGCUCGCUUUCAGUUGCAAGGAAAUCCUGGCUGUUCAGGCUCUCACUGGAAUGGCUUUCCUAUUGGAAAUGCUACUGGACGUCGAAGCAAGCUAUAUGGCCUUGGGAGCUGCGGCACGGCUUUCAAUUGCCCUUGGAUUGCACCGGAAAACCGAUGAUCCACAUCUUUCCGUACGUGAGAUCGACGAGCGGCGCAACGUCUUUUGGGUGCUCUACGUUUUUGAUAAGAUGAUGAGUCUCCGGCUCGGGCGCCCACCAGCCAUUGGCGACAAAGAAAUCGAGAUUGACGAGCCUAGAGCUUGCGAGCCGCUGUCCCAUCCCGAUACUCCUGAUCCCUCGUUGUAUUUUGAAAAUUUUGUGAAGCUCAGUAAAAUUGAGAGCGAGAUAUAUAACGCACUGUACUCUGCUCAUUGCCCGUCGUCAAAUUCCUGGACAGAGAGGGUAGCAACAGUGGACCGUUUGAAUAAGAAGGUCAUUGACUGGCGAGUCUCUUUGCCUGACGGAAUCAUUCAACCUGGGCAACCACUAAAUUGCAGUGUGCGCCUUGUUCCGUCUGCGGUGCUAUUGCACUCAGAGUACUAUAAUUGUUUAUCGACGCUCCACCGACUUUCAAGCUACCGAGGCACAAUAAUCGCCAGCGAUAAGUCAGAUCAUAAAGUGAGCCCGGACGAUUCAGCGGUUUCUUCAAGCCGUACUGCAUGUAUCGGUGCCGCUAGAGAUACGGCCCGGAUUAUGGGCAGCCUGAAUCUGAAUGACAGAUCAGGUAAAUUCCGCAAUAACCUGAUUCGUCGCGUGUCCUACUAUCCUCUUUCGGCUUUUUUGAUGAUAUUUAGUAACAUUCUUCUACAUCCCCACGAUUCUGGUAAUUUGGAUGAUUUGGACCUACUCCAUACCAUUGUUGACUCACUCUCCCCUGCUCUCACAAUAAGUACCUCAUCGCUUGCAGUGCUGCUUCUUGAGAUAUUCCAAAAAAUGAUGGAUAUAUCCGAAAGUCUUGUACAUCAAACGCAACCCAUCAAAAAUAACCACGAGACGCGGGAAGAUGUGACAACAGGCUUAACGAACACCGAGAACGGAGGUUUCAAAAUGGACUUGUCUCACAAGCCUAUUACUACGCCAUCGUUGGAAUCAUUUUCUCAAGCCGGCCAUUUGCCGUUGGCUUCCGACACUGAUCCCUGGACAGAUCCCCCUCAUGCUCCUCAAGUGCUUCAUGGUGAGAAUAAAGCGAGCUAUUCGACCUCCUCUCCACCCUCAGAACAUCACAUAAGUCAUAGUGUUGUUUUCAACCAUGUGAGCUUUCCAGAUGAUAUGGCGAUGACUUUGACUCUCGACUGGGAGCUGGCGAAUUUGCGGGCGACUGGCGUCAAUGAUUACUCGUUGCAUGACUCCACUGGCCUGGGCAUAGGGUUCUAG
Molecule: messenger RNA, 2037 nt
Organism: Penicillium antarcticum
Lineage: Eukaryota; Fungi; Ascomycota; Eurotiomycetes; Eurotiales; Aspergillaceae
Product: fungal specific transcription factor domain-containing protein
Exons: 6
Coding region: 1-2037 (678 amino acids)
Biological process (GO): DNA-templated transcription
Molecular function (GO): zinc ion binding; DNA binding
Source: RefSeq, a predicted model, not a curated record